Molecule: messenger RNA, 487 nt
Organism: Vollenhovia emeryi
Lineage: Eukaryota; Metazoa; Arthropoda; Insecta; Hymenoptera; Formicidae
Product: putative nuclease HARBI1
Exons: 3
Source: RefSeq, a predicted model, not a curated record
GUAACAACAGCUAUACGCUUUAUGGCAUCAGGCAGUUAUCAGAUGGAUAUAGGACACAACAUUCAUUCAGCCGUUAGUCAGCCAUCAGUAAGCAGAUGUAUAAAUAACGUGACGAGAGCUCUAAACCAAACAGAAAUUUUUAAUAGAUGGGUGAAAUGUCCAUCAACUUUAGAAGAAGUUAAAUCUAUAAGAGAUGGGUUUUGGCAAAAAUAUAAUUUUCCCGGAAUUAUCGGAUGCAUAGAUUGUACCCAUGUAGCAAUCAUAGCACCUCCUACACAUCAUCCACAGUUUCCAGAACAUACUUAUGUAAACCGGAAAGGAUAUCAUUCAAUUAAUGUUCAAUUGAUUUGCGACAGUCAUAUGAAAAUCAUUCAUGACAAUGCAAGAUAUCCAGGAAGUACGCAUGAUAGCUACAUCUGGAAUAAUAGCAACUUUUUGCCCAUGUUAAAACAAAUAUACGAUCGAGGAAAUACUUUUUAUCUUUUGG